AUGGACCAGCUCACGGCGAGAGCAGGCCGGAUUCAGCAUGUGCCUGCUGCUUGCUUAUCAUUGCUGACGGUAUUUAGGAUUACAGGUAGCAGACGACGCACUCGACGUCCGCCGCCGUCCACAUCAAUCAACACCUUCAACUCGGCGGCAUGGCGCGCUGCUGGCACUUGGCUGUUCAUCGUCGCCGACGACGAGCAAUUGCCACCGUUGCCUCGCUCAUACGUUGCCGCAACGCAGCAAGUCGCGCUUCAACAUGGUCGCGUUGUGGUUGGCCAAGAGGGCAAUCACCACCUGGACGUACAGUACCCAGCUCCCAUGCCGAAGAGGAAGACCAAGCAGCCGCAGCAAGCGUUGAGGGCUCCUUCUCAGGUGUUGCAGCAACACAGCGUCGACUGUCACGGGUUUACGCCGCGCAAAUCUCAGCGCCGCGAGGCAACCCCCACCGCCCGCGCUCCCACGAGCUGCUUUUUUCACGGUCCCCCCAUGCAAGCCGCAGGCAAAUUCACGACUUUGCUCGACGAUGUCGUCGAAGCCGGGCGUCACUCGCGCUCUUGCCUCCGACGCCCCGUAGCGCUCGGCUCACCUACCUCCAGCUCCAGCUUCCACCCCACCUACCUCCCAGCCAGCAUGGGCGACCGGUACCGCAGCGCGCAGUCGCCGCGCGACAGCAGCGGCGGCGUCUCGGACGAGCGCUUCGGCAAGCUCGUGUCGGAGACCAGCAAGGGCAUCUCGAGCUUCAACCAGCUCACGCGCAGCAUCGCGCAGAAGAUGUCGCUCUUCGGCACGCCGCAGGACUCGCGCGCCAACCACACGCAGAUCACGGAGCUCACGGAGAAGGGCAACAAGCUCGUGGCCAAGAUCAACCGCCGCCUGCAGGAGCUCAACCGCGGCACCAAGGGCCCGAGCGGCCGCGCGCGCCGCACGCAGAUCAACAAACUCUCGGCCGACUUUAAGAACCAGGUGCGCGUGUUCGAGGAGACAUGCGAGCGGCUGGUGGAGUCGGAGCGUCAGUCGGUCGAGUUCAUCCGCCGCUCCUCGCAGAGUUUCAAGGGCGGCGACGGCCGCCAGAACCGUGGAGGCGCCGAGUUCACCAACUACAGCGAAGACCAGAUCUACGCGCAGGCCAACGUGGUCAUCUACGAUGAGGACGGUGCGUUGCGAGUUGUUUCAUCCUUGUUGCAGGUAGUAUUGAGGUCUCACUCGAUUUGUAAUGUUGAUAAUGCAGAUCUGCAGCGGAGAGAGGACGACAUUAUCCAGAUCAACCACCAACUGCGCGAGGUGAAUGCCGCCUUCCAGGAGAUCGACGGGCUUGUGCAGGACCAGGGCGAGAUGGUGGUAGAGAUUGUGGAGAACACCGACACGGCCAAGGACAACGUGGAGAAGGCUCUGGAGCAGGUGAAGCAGGCUGAGCAGCGCAGGAAGUGCUGCGCCUGUUCAAAGAUGAAGCUCAUUUGUAUCGCCAUUUUCGCUCUGCUUAUCUUCAUCGCCGUCAUGGGUAUCAUUUUCGCUGCCAAGUAG
This is a messenger RNA of Phytophthora sojae, 1518 nucleotides long. RefSeq lists its product as hypothetical. Lineage: Eukaryota; Oomycota; Peronosporomycetes; Peronosporales; Peronosporaceae. Gene Ontology annotation, molecular function: SNARE binding; SNAP receptor activity. The coding region runs from base 1 to 1518 and encodes 505 amino acids. Gene Ontology annotation, biological process: vesicle fusion; vesicle-mediated transport; intracellular protein transport. Gene Ontology annotation, cellular component: endomembrane system; membrane; SNARE complex. The record is from RefSeq and is a predicted model, not a curated record. The transcript has 5 exons.